Amphibalanus amphitrite is the source of this 2025-nucleotide messenger RNA. RefSeq names its product putative nuclease HARBI1. The record is from RefSeq and is a predicted model, not a curated record. The transcript has a single exon. NCBI's taxonomy places the organism in Eukaryota, Metazoa, Arthropoda, Thecostraca, Balanomorpha, Balanidae. The coding region runs from base 340 to 1605 and encodes 421 amino acids.
ACCAUCACCGAAUGCUGCAGACCCGUCGUAAUUGCGGUCACAUAUAUAAAGGGUCGGCAAUCAUCGUACGACUAAUCACACAAGAGGUGGCAGACCAUCGUACGGAGUUUGCCGAACCAAGAAAAAAUUGGGACAUGAGUCGCACGAACGACAUGCGAAACUCGGUGACAGUCGUGAGUACGUCGUGCGGUAGGUAACGACUGGCCGCCGACGAGUGAAGAUCUGUUCAAGACCUAUCGCCGAUUGCCGCACGAUUGGUAAUUGGCGACUGGUGAGUGUGCUUGAUAUAAAAUUCUCGUUUCUGAAUUCUGAGGUCAGUCGUUCAGAGUGAGUCAUGUCAUGGCUUCAGAAACACAGCUCCGGGUGCUUAGGCUGCUGCUACAGCAGCAAGCUGAAUAUUCUGCGGCUUUAGCUGUUCUCGUACGCUACCGAACGAAGAGACAGCGGCACUUUUGGGUCAGACCCUGGAUUGCUCGAAGACCUCAAUUUGGGAACUAUGAAAAUCUGAUGGCAGAACUGGAGCGUGAAUCACAUGGAGAUUUCAAAAACUACAUGAGGAUGGAACCAGCCAUGUUCCAUGAACUGCUGGAGAGGCUGACUCCAAGACUGACGAAGCAAGACACCAGGUUCAGGAGAGCGUUGCGGCCCGGUCUGAAGCUGGCAAUCACUCUCAGAUUCUUGGCUAGUGGCGACAGCUACCGCAGCCUCAGCUAUGCUUUUAGAGUGCCGCACAACACCAUCUCUAAGUUUGUGGGCGAAGUUUGCAGCGCCAUCGUGGAUGAGUAUGGCGAUGAAAUGGUGUCUAUGCCUGCGACAGAGAAUGACUGGCGCAAGGUGAGUGAGCAGUUCGCCUCAAAGUGGAAUUUCAGUCAUGCUGUAGGUGCUUUGGAUGGCAAUCACAUAGCAAUCAAGGCUCCCAAGAACUCAGGAUCCACGUAUUACAAUUACAAAGGAUUCUUCUCAAUCAUCCUGCUGGGACUUGUUGACGCCGAGUACAAGUUUAUGUGGGUAGAUGUCGGCGCCAACGGGUCAACCUCGGACUGCGCAGUGUUCAACAACUCUGAUUUGAAAGAAGCACUAGAGAACGACACGAUUCGACUCCCACCUGCUGAAGUGCUUCCGGGAGAUGACCGGGCGAUCUCAUACUUCUUGAUUGGCGAUGAUGCCUUUCCACUACGGAGGUGGCUGAUGAAACCCUUCUCCGGUCGCAACUUGACAGACGCCGAAAGAAUAUUCAAUUACAGAUUGUCUCGGGCUAGACGCACUGUCGAGAACGCAUUCGGAAUACUUGCAAAUAGGUUCCGCUGCCUCCUGACCACACUGCAGCAGGAGCCAGAGACUGUGAAAACCUUGGUUUUGGCUUGCAUUUGCCUACACAAUUUGAUGAGAACGAGAUAUCCGACUCUCCAGAACAUGGCACUGGAUAGAGAAGAGGACAAUCAUCAGGUCGUUCCUGGAACCUGGAGAAAUGAAGGCGCACUAGAGGACGUGCGGAGCGCGACCGGGCCAAGCCAGGCAACGCUGGAAGCCAAGGAGCAGAGGGCGUGUUUGAAGCAUUAUUAUAACAAUGCCGGCGCCGUGUCGUGGCAGACAGAUAUGAUUUGAGAUGAUGUUACACUUGCUAGUGCUCUGGUGUAUUGUAGUGAACGUGAUAACUACAAUGAAUCACAAGACACCAUGGUAUUUGUUUUUGUGCCGUGUUGUCGCCGUUAAUUCUACAGCUCUGGAGGCGCCGACUGCUUAUCUCAACUCGUGUUCAAUAAACAAGUGCGAGGUUUUGACAAAGAUUUUGACUUCUGGUGUGCAAAACAAGUUUACAAAGUACAUUCGUAGGUAUUUUGAAGGCUUGAGACGAAAAUCACAUAAAAUCGCGCUUCCAGGUUACAAAUGCAGCGCGCUUUAACAAAAUGGAACAGAUAUCGCACGAACACGUUUCGAUCUAGUGCGCAGUCGCUCUGAGGUGUCAGUCAGGGCCACUCGCGGUGUGUGCGCUGGUCAAUUGGAGCUCCCUAGAGCAAGGACCGA